Molecule: messenger RNA, 11213 nt
Organism: Gigantopelta aegis
Lineage: Eukaryota; Metazoa; Mollusca; Gastropoda; Neomphalida; Peltospiridae
Product: helicase with zinc finger domain 2-like
Exons: 28
Coding region: 120-11213 (3697 amino acids)
Biological process (GO): miRNA processing
Molecular function (GO): protein binding; miRNA binding; metal ion binding
Source: RefSeq, a predicted model, not a curated record
GGUUGACCAAAAUUAUUUGCCAUGCCCAGUUUUUGGUCGUCUUAAGCAAUCUUUAGUAAUGUUUUUAUUGAAAAGAAACCAACAUUCCUCAGAAAGCUAGUUAAGGCAGGGGUCUUAAGAUGAACCCCUCGGGUGGCCCUGAUUUUGCCCAGCGACAGGAGAGGAAGCUGCGGAUUGUACCCUACUGGGAUGACCUCUUAAAUCAGAGAGAACCUCAUAUUGACAAGGUUCGUCUCUUGAUUUUAAUGCAAGAUCUGAAGGAUGAGGGCAAUCAGCUGUUUCGUGAGAGCCAGUACAGUCAGGCUCUGACGCACUACUGCCAUGCCGUCUUCCUCACCAGCAUGCUGGAGAAUCGUUUCUAUCACGACGUUGACCCGGAGUUCCUGUCCACUCUCUACUCGAACCGGGCUAUCUGCUGUCUGAAGCUCGAGAUGUACGACAGGGCGGUUGACGACUGUAAUAGUGCCAUCAAACUUCAGCCAAACAAUGUGAAGGCAUAUUACAGAAAGGUGCAGGCUCUGAGAGCUCAAAAGAAAUACAAGGAGGCACUUGAUACAGCUUUAGCAGCCAAUGAGAAAAGUCCAUUAGUUUUCCAGCCACAAAUAGACCAGUUAAAGGAGUUGGUAAAUCAGACAUCAAAGAAAUCUGAGGUGUCUGUGAAUGCAGCCAAGUCUACUAAGUCUGACCUUCAGAAUGAAUGGCUGGAUGGAACAAACGUUCUAACCACACAGAAGCAGAGAGAAGCAGUCCUUAAGAAACCUAAAAUGCCUAAGAAAAAGAAAGCAUCUCGGCAACAAGGUCAAACUAACGGACAGGUGCAAGGUCACAGGCAAUCAACAAGACAACCGACCGAGCAGACAUCUUCCUCGGACUCUGAUUCCAGUGAUUUGGGGGAGGAUGAGAAGUUUGCCUUGACGCUGCAGAAAGUGAGAACGAAGGGAGAUCCUCUGAAGAUGAACAGGUCAAGUGGUACACGGGAUGGAGCAGCUUGGGCAUUCCCACAGUCCCCCGAAAACGACGCAGACGGUUUUUCGUUCAAUGCAGGAUUUCAAAAAGUCGGCCCAGUGGGAUCAAGAGGAUCUCCAAAGAAAUCGAUGAUGGGUCUAGAUAAUUUUGGACAAGUACCAACAGGUAAGCCUGCUCAGCAAUUCAUUGAGGUUGACUGGCCACUGAAGGAUGAGUUCCACUUCCGAUUGGCUUGUCAGCAAUGUUUUGUCAAGACUGGGGAGGGCAUCAAGGGAUAUAACUACAGGGAAGGCCUGCAUCACAACUGUGACUAUGACAUCAUGCUCAUUAAAUUAAAGCAGAGACCUGAUGUCAAUUGGAUCAAGGUGCGACCCAGGGCAGAAAGUUUUGGACAGUUGUUCAAGACGUACAAGAUUUGCCUUCAGUUUCAGGAAGGAAAGCGUUGUAGAAUAGGGGAAGAGAAAUGUACAUUUCCUCACCAUAAUGCAGAAAAGAGACUCUGGGAACUGGACAGAAGUAGAGAAUUCAGCAUUCCAAAUUUUAUAACAGAAAUGCGCAACAAAAGAAUUUACACAAGUUUAAUUCCAGGAGCAGUACUACAACAAGAGACUAAGCCUGUUAAACAGGAACCUUUUAUCCCAGGAUUAAAUUACACUAACAAAAAGCAGUCAUCUCAGACAUCUAAUACUUUUGAUCAGUCUUCAUCCAGAACAGCACCACCAACUUCAAUGACAUCACAGCCAUCACAACCUAUGCAGCCACUUCGGCCAUCACAGCCAUCUCAACCACCUCAGCCAUCACAGCCAUUUCAGCCAAUGCAGCAGCCACUACAGCAACAGUAUCCUUACUUUCAGCAACCACCGUCACAGAACACAAAUCCUCAACAGCAGCAGCCACCAUAUAGUCCUCAGAAAGAAAGAGUAUUGCCGGGUCAGCCUUUGUUACAAACUCCUGGCUUCCAGAGAUAUCAAGAUUUCUCUGUGCCACCUCCAAAUAUUACUUCAAAGCUUCCACCCCCUCCACAGACUAAUCUGCUUGGAGGUCACAAUUACCAACAGGCCUCAGAUGCUGAUGGAAUGAAAAAACUUGAAAAUCCACUCAAGGCUCAUUAUGACUUCAGAAUAUUGUGCAAAGAAUGCUUGGUACCUAGUAAUCAGCCUGGACUUUCUGUUCACAUGCCACAUGUCCAUAACUGUGAGCAGAAUGUUCUGGCUCUGUACAAGAAAGGUGAACCUUCUGUGUUGAUGAGAGUGAGGGAACGAACCAAUCAUCGUGAUUUCCCAGGAAAGUACAUUAUUUGUAACAGCAUUAUGUAUGGGGUAUCGAGUAUGUGCAGAUUUGGGGAAGAGAAGUGCAGUUUUGCACACAACCGUGUUGAACAGAUCCUGUGGACCCAGGAAAAAGAAGGAAGUUUUAACGUUUCUGAGUUCAUUCUUCAGAAUAGGUCUGCCACUGGUGGAGCUAAAGGUUACACGGUAGAAGAAUUGUUGAAAAAACAUGGCGGACAAUUUAGAUUUAUCUGUCAACAGUGUUUCUAUGACCGACCACCAAGAAUAGCAGAGCUUGGAAACAAAGGGUAUUGCAGUGGCAAUAAAGGUCACCUAUGGGAGAACUGCAAGGUGCUGGCUCAUUUUGGACAACUGGGCGGUAUCACCAUUAUAAAAAGACGCAUGUUUGUACAUAAAUCGGCAUACUUCAAAAUUUGUCACUGGAUAUUAUUCUGCAAAAAAUCUUUGACGGGCAGCUGUCCGUUUGCUCACAGCAUGGUGGAGCGUGAUGUGUGGAUGUGUGAAAGAGAUGGGGACCUCAGUCAGGAGCAGGUGGUGGAUAAGUGUAAUGCCAUAAUGUUUGGUCCAGCCCCAUCUCAGUCUCAAGGUUUUCGAUUACAGGACAACAGCAGACCAGCACAACCUUACGCACCAGGUGCUUCUCAGCCAGAGUUUUCAGAGACUGAACCACCAGCAAGAGACCUCUGUCCUUACAAUGUCCAAGUUCUCUGUGGCACAUGCUGGAAAAACGGAACUCGCAGCAAGCAGGAUGGAAGCCAGGACAAAUGUAUUAAAGGUCAUAACCACUGGCAUCAGAUAAAGAUUUUCAUGCUUUUGCCCGAUUUGAAAGAGAUUCGACCUCUUCCAUUGAAAAUUCCUAUCCGUCUGAAGUUUGUCAUUUGCAAAUAUGUUCUGGCGAAGAAGCGAUGCGAUUACAGUCUUGGAGGACCCUGUCAGUUCGCCCACAGUGAGAAGGAAAAAGAUGUCUGGAUCUGGAUGUGCCAAAAUAAUAUUAAAAGUCUCGACGAAUUGGCUGAAGAGAGCCUGAAGGCAGAGAAGGCGAAAUCAAAGAUCAGUCAGGGUGAAUCUGUUGUAGCUGUGAGUAGGAUGGCAAGCAAGCCGUUGGCACCGUCUGACUUCCAGGUGAACUCCAACUACUGCCAGUACUGCGGAAUCCAGUGUAACAGUGAGAAGCAGUGGGAUGACCAUUGCGCGUCGGAACGUCACAACUUCAAUGUGAACUCAGACAAGGAUCACCAGUGGAAUUUCCGUCAGCCACCAUGGGGAAUUCCAGGUUCAAGCUAUGAACUUUGUGCAAGACAUAUAACUAGUGAAUCGUGUCAGUACUCACAUGUUCAGGAGAUGUACAACCUGUGUAAGUACGCCCACUCACAGGAGGAGCUGGACGAGUGGAAGGAACGCUACGAGUGGCGUCAGAUGAAGCGAGACAUGGCCAAGCAGCAAAAGGUUUUCUCCUACAUGGACGAACUUCUUGACAAAUACGAAAGUACAGAUUCUGGCAUUUCUGUGUUAUCUGAAGAGGUAAACGGUGUUGCUGUACAGUGUGCUGAUGAACUGCAUGUGUACAAGGAAGAGAAGAAUGCUGUGGUAACCUGGUCGUUUAUCAUCAGAUCACAAUUUCCACUGUUAAAAACUGCCUUACUGCUGGACAAAGACAGACUGCAUUUCACAAUCCAAAUGGAAGAUGGCAGAAAUCAUCAGAUCGCUCAGGGGGAUGUUUUUGAGGAUGUCGACAAUCACGGCAAUGACUGCUAUCGAGUGAUCAUCCAGUUCACUGGACGUAUGUUUGGCUCGUUUAGUCAGUGGGUAAUUUUCGACUUUGGCAUGUAUCCAGUUGUGGUUCGCAAACUGUCUGUAGAAGUGGGCAACCACGAUGUACACAAUGUGGUCAAGUCCCUCCGCCAGAAGUUAUCCUUUGAUAGGUGGACGAGUCAGAACCGUGAAAUAGUUCGACAGCCUGAGCCGACAGAACCUUUUGAUGACCAGCUCUUGCAGAGAUACAAGGCCCCAGAUGCAUCUGAACGGGUUGUAACACAGGACAGUAUAAUCGCCGAGUUGAACCGCAACAACUACAUUCACAAGAUGCACAAACUGUUAGAGCUGGAAGAGCUGACCAGACAUCAAAUUAUAUCUAGCUACAACAUCUGCACAACUGUUCAAAUCCAGAACAAUAUUUCUUUAACUAAAGGUUCAUUCUAUGCUAGACCAGGAGAGCUGUUUAUGAGAGUGCCUCUGUCGGACAAUUUGACUGAGGACACAAACGCCGGUCGAUUAAUCCUCACUAGUGUCAAGAAAAUCUGGUUUGCUCCAUCCAGUGAGAGUCAGAAACGAGUUUUUGAGGCCAACAUUUUGGACUCGAGUAACUACGACUUUGAUGGCCGUGGGAAAGAAUACAUUUACCUGUGUGUUCCUCCAGUUUGUGUACAGGCUCUGGGACUUGAGGCUGGGUCAAAUGUUGAAGUAGAGGUUCAGUUCCAGAUGAAUCGCAUACAUUUUUGUCGCAUGCAUUUCGCCGUUGACUGCUUAGAGAACACCGACAUCGUCUUUCCAGAUAUUGUGAAAGUCAAUCCGCAGUGGAACGAACGCCAUAUCUUUAAAAUCAGUUCCAAGGUUCUGAAUGAGGACCAGAUGAAGGCAGUCCGACAUAUUGUAGCCGAGCACAUUGGGUAUUCUCCUCCAUUUAUAAUGUACGGACCGUUUGGAACAGGCAAGACGGAAACACUAGCACAGGCAGCAAUGGUCUUGGUUAAAGAGUCAUCAUCUGCUCGCAUUUUAAUUUGUGCACAGUCAAACAGUGCUGCAGAUAGAUAUAUUUCCAAUUACCUCGAUCCAUUUCUUAAAAAGUUCAAACUGGAGAACAAGUUGAGACGGGUGUAUUUCAAAGAACGCCGUGUAAACACUGUUUGGCCAGAAGUACAGAAAUACUGUGCAAUUACAGACAGGGGGGAUAACUUCAUUCCACCCAGUCGCGAGGACAUAAUGCAGCACAGUUUGGUGAUAACAACAGUGGAGACAUCACUACAGUUGUUGCACUUGAAUCUACGUGGCUACUUCACGCACAUCUUCGUAGACGAGGCUGCACAAGUCCUAGAAUGUGAAACCAUCAUGCCAUUGUCCCUGGCGACAGAGAAGACGUGUAUUGUCCUGACAGGAGAUCACAUGCAAAUUAGUCCGCGCGUAUACAGCCCCGAGGCUAGAAAACUUAACUUCCAUGUCUCUCUGCUCCAGAGACUGUACCGACACUACGAGAGUUUCCGUGAACAGCUCAAUCAGAGGAACUCAAGCCCGCUUAACAUCUUCCUCAGUAUCAACUACAGAACUAAGAUGGAGAUUCUGCGAUUCAUCUCGGCCAUAUUCUACGGCGGUCCUGACCAGCUGAAGGCACAGGGAUCUAUUCCCUCGGUCGUUGAGAUUACUCCGCUGGUGUUUUAUGCAGUUCAGGGCUGCGAAAUUCAGGAGGCUGAUAGUACAUCGUACUACAAUAUUUCAGAGAUACAGGAGGUGGUGGAACGAGUGGACGAACUAUAUAUAAACUGGCCAGUCGAGUGGGGUCCCCGAAAAGCUGAAGACAUAAUGGUUGUUACUGCAUAUUAUGACCAGGUGUUGCAGAUUCGAAAUGCACUCCGGAAAAAGAGACGGGAAUUGCGAUCAGUGAAUGUGAGCAGAAUAAACGAUGUUCAGGGUAAAGAAUUCAGGGCAUUGUUUAUCAGCACUUGCCGAACACGACAUCUUCUUGAAUCUGAUCGCAUUCAGAACUUCUUGCAAGAUACAGAGUGUGAUGGCGAUAUUGGUGACUUUGGUUUCCUGUCUGAUCCCAAGCUGUUGAACACUGCUCUAACACGAGCUCAGUCCUUCGUUGCCAUAGUGGGAGACCCAGUAGCACUGUGUUCUAUCGGGGAAUGUGUACAAGUGUGGCGCACAUACAUCAAGCACUGCCACAACAUGAAGAGUCUUCAUCCUCGAACUCUUACCUACGAGUCCAUCAAGAACCAGGUGAUAAAUCUGCAGAUGUCACCGGAGGGACAAAGACUAAAGAUGAUCAUGGAAAUGAACCGUCAGUCCAAUCGCAUGCCACGGUUAAUUCCAGCUGGAGGUAAGAAAACACAUCGGGAAGACCAGCAGUCUUGGUCAGCUUCUUCUCAAAUCCCUAGUGCUGCCGACAAACAGAACUCGAAGACCAUGCAUCCUACACCCGGGCGAUUGUACAGCCUGGAUGACAGGGAUGUUGACUUCAUGAUUGAACCAGACGAGAUCAUAAAACAUCUGGCCAAAGAGGUUGUUAAAGCAGACCAACUCCGUGCACUCCAGGAUAAAGCUAGAACACAAGGUAUUCUACCACCAAAGGAAGAUAGUAUUGAGACAGAUGAUGAGGUAUUAAACAUUGAAUGCAUUAAGGUAAAAGAACACAAAGGAUAUGCAGUGGUAUAUUACAACUUGGAUAGAGAAAGAGAGAGUCGUAAAAGAAAACUGUUGUCAGAAGCAGAUGCUGGAGUUGAUUUUGAUUCAGAUGAUGAUAUUGAUCAUGAGUAUCUAGAUGACUUUUUGGGAAAGAUGGAAUGCAGGAAUUACGGAGUAAGGGAAUUGAAUAAACUGUUGGAGAAUGACCCAGACCACUAUAAAUAUUGCAUUCUAAAUAUUGAGUCAUCACAACGAAUGUUUGCCAGUGUUGUUGAUUUCACCUCAUCUGUUCAAGAAAUCAAGAUCGGAAGCAGAAGACUUUGUGGACAUGCUUUUCAUCAAGAUGAAGUUGUGGUGGAAAUACUCACUCCUGACAAGGAUGUCACAGGAGCUGAUGUUGGUGAUGAUGGUGUCAAUGGCCAGGUAGUCGGGAUUUUGCGACGAGCCAUGGAUCCACAUUAUAGAUCAUUUGUUUGUACAGUUGAAGUUAACAACACCGGUAUCAUGAUCCCCAUUAACAGAGGUCUUCCAAAAAUUUACAAUCUGUCUACUAAAACACGAAUGCAGAAAGCCAAAAAAGGUCACGUCUGUGUCUAUCAGUUUACUAAAGACAAGGAAAUUACGUUCAGUCAUUAUGAAAAAAUUGAUCCAUCGGAUCCUCAAGGGAAGUUGUUUUUGGUGCGAUACCUAAAGUGGGAACCAUCGUUUUACUCUCCUCUCGGAAUCGUGAUUGGAGUGAUCAAUGCGGGAAGAACAGUGGAAGAAGGCGUAGCUAUUCUAGACAUUGAGCAUAAUGUACACAGGAAAUACAAACAAGAAACAGAAACAGAAGUUAAGACACUCUACCAUCAUGAUUACCAGUUACCCAGGGAUGUAUACCAAACAAGACAUAACAUCACAGACAGAUGGUGUUUUACAGUGGAUGCUCCAUCCACAAAUGACCUGGAUGAUGCCUUGAGUAUUGAUCAGUUACCAGACGGCAACUAUGAAGUCGGAGUUCAUAUAGCUGAUGUAUCUUAUUUUGUUAAGAGGAAUUCUUGCAUUGAUGCUGAAGCUCUUCAACGAAUGACAUCCUUAUAUCCACUGAACGAUGAUCCAGUCCAUAUGCUGCCCCAAAGACUUAGUGUAGAUCUUUGCAGUUUGAAGCCAGGAAAAGACCGAUUGACCUUGUCCAUCUUUUUAAGCGUCACUGGGACAGGAGAGAUAACUAAGGUAUAUGCUAAAAAAUGCAUCAUAAAUUCUAAACAGCGAUUUUCUUACCAGGAGGUUGAAGAUAUUUUACACGAUCCUGCUGCAGCAGAAACGGACUAUCUGAAGAGCUGCAUUCUGGUACUUUAUCAAAUUGCUCAGCUAUGGAGAAGCAAUAGACUGGGCAAUGGGUCCCAUGUUGUCAGUCUUGAUCUUCUAGACAGACAAACACCUAAAGCACAUCAAAUGAUUGAGGAUCUUAUGAUCACCACUAAUCAUGAAGUGGCUAAGAAACUGCUGGAACGUUUCCCACAGACAACUCCACUGAAAUGCCAGAAGCCACUAAAUCCAGAGAAAGCUGAAGAGUGGAAGAGUCAGCACGCAUCCAGUGCCCUGAAUACAGUCGCACUAACAAAGCCAUUUUUGGAAGGGCAGAAAACCUGCAGUUGUAGAGUAGCAUGCACAUGUAUUUUCAGCUACAUCCGAAAGCAUGGCAUUAAUGCGCAGAGUUCACUGGAUGUUCCUAAAGAUCUGUGGAAUACAAUAUGUGAGGCAUCUGAUGUUGGAAACUUGGAGUUAGUUCAGCACUUGAUUCUUGACCCCAAAAAUUACCCACAGCUUGCCUUAGCGCAGUCUGAUCUUAAUAAGAUUUGUAGUAAAUCAAAUUAUGCUUGUUCAGGUGAUUUAGAUCCUGUUAAUCGAGGACACUUCUCUCUGAACCUGGAUGUAUACACUACAUUUAUUAGUCCUAUACGGCGGUACAUGGAUCUAGUUGUUCACCGGCUAGUUGAGGCUAUGAUAGACCACAGACCCUGUCCUUACAGUAAACUUGACCUUCAGACUUUGUGUAUUCAGAAUACUGAUGCUUUAACAAGGGCAAAUAAAUAUCACCAGGACAUCUACAGUCUACACCUAAGUGCUGCUCUCAGAGACAAGCCUCUAGUCCUGUAUCCAGUCAUUGAGAAUUGUGAUGACAGAAACUUAACACUGCAGUUCCCUACAGUUAAAGAAAUUCCUCCAAAGCACAGGAACAUUUCCAUGAGUCUACUGAUGCCAAGAGAGAGACCAAAGGUUACUGAUGAUCCAAAAGAAGUGAGUCUAAAAUGGCAAGAACGUAUAUAUGAUGCCAGUAAAGAUAAGAAAACAAAAGGUAUGAAAGGUCCUACAAAACUAGAUCCAGAUCGAUACAUUGUGAAGAUUCCUGCUUUCCAAUGGCAACGGUUAUUGACUGCCAUCCGAUCUGAAGACUUUGAGAAGCUACAAGAUUCUCUGUCAUCAAUCCACCAGCAGGUUGAAUCUUUCGAGAUUGAUGGUCAUUUUGCAGAAGAUGUGUGUUCAGAAGUGUCGAGAAAUGGCAAGAUAAAUCAUUUUGUGGAAUUCUCUCUGUCUUUUCAUUCAUGUAUGGUACUUCGUGUACAAGUGGCCAGUGAAUUAAGCAGAGGUCUUCUUUGUCCAACAGUCCAACUCUUGGGCUUAACACCAAGUCUGGAUGUCUGCCUUGAGCAUCGAUCCUCCCCAAUGAACUGUUUCUCAACUGUAACUGUUGUAAGUGCUUCUAGACAAACCUAUGCUGAUGAAGCUGCUUAUCAGAAAUCAUGGCUGCCUAUUCUUGGUAUCGAGUCUGCUUCAAAUGCUGUAACUAAUCAAGAAAGUGUAUACAUACACAACAUUCAUAUUGAAUGGGCAAGAACCCAGUCGGCAUUAGGCAUAACUGAUGUUAUUGGAACUUUCCAUUUGCCACUGGAAUUCUGCAAGGAGCAUCAAAUCAAGUUUGCCACUGAUGUUCAGUUUGACAGUCUAAUAGAGCAUUUGAACAGUACACUGUCACAGAGCUACUUCCUAGACUAUCUCUGUGUUCGCUACACUGGCUUGUCAAUCCCUUGUGGUCCAAAUGUGGCAGAAAAAAUAUCUGCCGUUCUGUCUGAAGACAAGCCUGUUUGUUGGGUUGGACAUUGCUGCGUUACGUCUGUGACAAAGGAGAAGAGUGGUCAGUUGAUAGUCCAGCUGAAGCUGCAUCAGAGUGCUGUCCAGUUUCCUCAUCUGUUGCUUAGUAACGGUCCAACCACCAGCUGUACUAUUGAGUGGAUUCCAAGGACACUCCCAGACAGACGUAUGGACUUUGCUGUUCGCUGUCUUCAGGAAGGUUCUGAGUUGGCUAAAGACAUUGCAACAGGACGGAAGCCAGUAGACAACUUGAGCUAUCGAGAUGUAGAUGAGCUACGACGGACACAGUUUGACACGUUAUUGCCCCUGAACUCGACCCAAGAAGAUGCUAUACAGCAGGCACUUAAGCAGCCAUUCACUGUGAUCCAGGGCCCGCCUGGAACGGGAAAGAGUCUGACAUCAGUUCACCUAGCGCGUCGGUUUGUAGAACGCAACCGAUCAGCGAGCGUUCAUCCGACCGAUUCUCAGCCUCAAGUCUUAUUCUGUGGACCCUCAAAUAAGUCGGUCGAUGUAAUUGCUGGUUAUUUAUUGGGCAUGGGUCCUAAAUGUCCUCGUGUUGUCCAAGUUUACAGUGAACGGAUAGAGCAGUUGGAGUUUCCUCUGCCUGAUAACCCCAUCCCUCCCAAGAAAGCUGAACCUACAGACAUCUUGUCGGACCCGUCCCUUAAGAAGAUUGCCCUGCACCACCUGAUUCGACAGCCUAGUAACAUUCACCAUCAGACGAUAGUUGAAUACGACAUGCUGUUUAGUCUGUACCCAGACGAUAUCACUCGGGAUCAGGUUGCAGAUUAUUUGAGAAUUCUCACACUAGCGUCGAAGAUUGAAUUACAGAAAGCAGAGAUCGUUCUGUGUACGUGUUCUGCUAGUGCCAGUCCAAAGAUGAGUUUCAGCACCAAUGUAAUGCAGAUUAUAAUAGAUGAGUGUGGGAUGUGUAUGGAGCCGGAAAGCAUGAUUCCUAUAGUUCUGUUCCGUGGUGUGGAGCAGAUUGUUCUUUUUGGUGACCACAAACAGCUGCGGCCUAUUGUAACAAACCAAACUGCUAAGGAUCUUGGUUUGGACAAAUCCCUUUGCGAGCGGUACUCAGAGAAGGCCAUAAUGUUAUCCACACAGUAUCGUAUGAAUGAAGGUAUAGCCGAGUUUCCUUCGUACUAUUGCUAUGAUGGCAAGUUGCAGUGUGGAACCCAAGCCCAGCAUAACCCUGCUCCUCUUAAGUUUUGGCCAAAUGGAAACAACAAACCUGUCACAUUCUGCCACGUUGUCGGUAAAGAAGAACCUCUCACAGUCGCCACGGCUGAGGGAAAUGUCCAGUCUAAGAGUAACGAGAUGGAAGUGCAUUAUGCUGUAAGUCUAAUUUUAGUUUUUAAAUGUGAUAUGAAUAAUGAAGAUUUGUUAUCAAUGAAGAGUUUUUGUCCGUUUACAACAUUUUGA